AUGUCGCCAUCACAACCCCUCAGUACGAGGGACAGCAACCUGCUUCGGACGGUUGUCCGAAACUUCGAGGACAAGCAGUACCGCCGUGGCCUCAAGGCAGCAGAGCAGAUUUUGAAGAAGAACCCCAAACAUGGCGAAACCAUGGCCAUGAAGGCCCUGAUCAUGAACGCUCAGGGCAAGACCGAGGAGGCUUUCGCACUGGGCAAGGAGGCUGUCUCGGUCGACAUGAAGUCGCAUGUCGUGUGGCACGUCUACGGCAUGCUUUACAAGACGCAAAAGAACUUUGACGAAGCCAUCAAGGCCUACAAAUUCGCCCUGCGCCUCGAGCCAAAGUCUGCCCAGAUCCAGCGCGACCUGGCCAUCCUACAGAUUCAAAUGCGCGACUACCAAGGAUACGUCCAGACGCGCAUGCAGAUGCUCACGGCCCGACCCCAGCUGCGCCAGAACUGGACCGCCGUCGCCAUUGCCCACCACCUCGCCGGGAACCUCGCCGAGGCCGAGAACAUCCUCACUACCUACGAGCAGAGCCUCAAGGUUCCGCCUUCACGGGCUGACUUUGAGCACUCCGAGGCCAUCAUGUACAAAAACACCAUCAUUGCCGAGUCGGGCGACACACAACGCGCCCUAGACCACUUAGAAGAGAUCUCAAAGAGCGUGCUGGACCGCCUGGCCGUCAUGGAGACCCGGGCAAAGUACCUGAGCGAGCUCGGCAAGAAGGAGGAGGCCACCAAGGCCUGGAGGGCCCUCUUGGACAGGAACCCGGACCAUGCGGAUUACUACUACGGCUUGGCAGAGGCGAUGGGUAUCUCCGAUGAUGUGGCUGCCAAACAGGCCAUCUUUGACGAAUAUGCGAAAAAGGCUCCUAGGUGCGACGCUGCGCGUCGGUUGCCAUUGGAUAUCCUGUCCGGUGACGAGUUCAAGACAGCUGCUCGGGAAUACCUCACCUCCAUGCUGAACAAGGGUGUCCCGUCCACGUUUGCUAACCUGAAGCACCUCUACUCGGAUUCGUUCAAAAAGUCAACCCUACCAGAGCUUGUAUUGGAGUAUAUUUCAUCCCAGGAGAGCAGUGGGGAGACCAACGGGGACUCGUCCAAGGGCAAGGCCGCGGCCCUUUAUUUUAUGGCUCAGCACUACAACUACCACCUCAGCCGAGACCUUUCCAAGGCCAUGGAGUUUGUUGAGAAGGCCAUCGAGCUUGCACCAACCAGUGUUGAUUUCCACAUGACCAAGGCAAGGAUAUGGAAGCACCACGGAAACACCCAAAAGGCCUCGGAGACUAUGGACCAGGCGCGGGGGCUCGACAAGAAGGACCGUUAUGUCAACACCAAGGCUGCAAAGUACAUGCUACGCAACAACGAGAACGAGCAGGCUUUGGAGAUUAUGGGGUUAUUCACCAGGGCAGAGACCCCAGGUGGCCCGCUUGCCGACCUGCUGGAUAUGCAGUCCGUCUGGUUCCUUACGGAGGACGGCGAGGCUUACGCCAGACGGGGCAACAUUGGAAUGGCACUAAAGAGGUUCCACGCUAUCUUCAACAUUUUCGACAUCUGGCAGGAGGACCAGUACGACUUCCACACGUUUUCUUUGAGGAAAGGCUUGGUGCGCGCCUAUGUAGACAUGAUCCGUUGGGAGGACAGGCUUCGGGAGCACCCCUUCUACUCACGAAUGGCACUCGACGCAAUCAAAAUCUACCUCGAUCUGCACGACAGCCAAGAGCCGGCAGCCGACACGAACGGGGUCAACGGUACAUCGGACGGCACCGACGGUCUGAGCGAGGAGGCGAUUGCUGAGAAGAAGAAGGCUGCCAAAAAGGCAAAGAAGGCUCAGGAGAAGGCGGAGCGUGAGGCACAAGAAAAGGCUGCCAAGGAGAACCCGAACAAGGGUCAGAAGAAUGUCAAGGCGGUGGAUGGGGAGCCUCCCAAGAAGGUGGACGACGACCCAUCUGGUCUCAAGCUGGCUGCAACCAAAGAUCCUCUGGGCGAGGCGGUCAAAUUCCUUGUGCAUCUGCUGCAGUUCAGCCCCAAGCACAUCGAGGCGCAACUGGCCGGGUUUGAGGUGUACAUCAGGAGAAACAAGUACAUUCUUGCGCUUGGGUGCUUGAACGCUGCGCGUGCGAUCGAUCCCAACCACCCCAGAUUACAUGAGCAGUCGAUCCGUAUGCGGAGCGCCCUCAAUGCGGCCCGCGAAUCUUUGCCACCAAAGGUUGCUGAGGUGAUUGAUUUGGAGUUUACCACGGUGCCCCCAUCAGCGGAUCUGAACAAGCUCAACAAGGAGUUCCGCGACCAGAACAAGGGCAAGCCAGCACACGAACUGGCGGCCAUCCGUGCCAGCAAAUAUAUUGGAGCCGACCAAAAGCAGAGCGAGAAGGACAUCACGUCAAUCCUUAACAUCGAAUCGCUGACUUUGGAGGAUGCCGAGGCUGCCAUGGACACCCUGAAGAGCUGGAGGAGUAGCGAACUCGAGACUGCCAAGAAAGCUGCCAAGAGCAGGUUUCCAGAGGCAACUGUGUUUGCGUGA
Pyricularia oryzae 70-15 is the source of this 2514-nucleotide messenger RNA. RefSeq names its product NMDA receptor-regulated protein 1. The transcript has 3 exons. Gene Ontology annotation, biological process: N-terminal peptidyl-methionine acetylation. Lineage: Eukaryota; Fungi; Ascomycota; Sordariomycetes; Magnaporthales; Pyriculariaceae. Gene Ontology annotation, cellular component: NatA complex; cytoplasm. Gene Ontology annotation, molecular function: protein-N-terminal amino-acid acetyltransferase activity; protein binding. The record is from RefSeq and is a predicted model, not a curated record. Bases 1 to 2514 code for a protein of 837 amino acids.